This is a messenger RNA of Austrofundulus limnaeus, 2741 nucleotides long. RefSeq lists its product as uncharacterized. Lineage: Eukaryota; Metazoa; Chordata; Actinopteri; Cyprinodontiformes; Rivulidae. The record is from RefSeq and is a predicted model, not a curated record. Gene Ontology annotation, cellular component: external side of plasma membrane. Gene Ontology annotation, biological process: cytokine-mediated signaling pathway. Gene Ontology annotation, molecular function: protein binding; cytokine receptor activity.
UGGUUUCUCCUGUAUCUGUGCCUGUAUCCCCUAACAGCAGUUGUUGCUCCGUGCACUUAAACGCACCACUGUUUUUUUUUUCUAAUGCCACCUCUGACUUGGCGCGUGUCGGCUUUGAAUGAGUCCUGUGCUUUUUCUUUACCAGAAAAGUGAUGUUUUUGAUCUGCAGAGCCCAUGUGACGUCUCCUCUCCUCUCUUACGGGAAACCGAGGAGGAGGAGGAGGAACAAAGUUCCUCAGAAGUGUAAUCCAGAAAAACAGCCAGGAAGAGUUCGAGGCGCUUUCAUUCACUCCGCCUGUAAACCGCAGAGGAGACUGUCGACACAAAACUUUUAAUCUAAAUAACCAUGCGAUAUUAAUUCAAGGAAAUUAUCUAAUUUUGGGGGGAUUUUACUUUAAAAGAGCAGCAGACAGAAGAAUGGCUUUCCUCCCACUGCUUCUUUUUGGACUCUGCGUGAACGCGCAUCUCGUCUUUGGAGGUGAUGUAAAACUUAAUCUUGACUGUAACCAUGACAUAGAAAGCAUGCUUUGCCAAUUUGAGGUGAAAAACUGUUCUGAGUACAAAUUAACCAUCCAGGAUGACUUUGAUGAAAAGAAAUACUCCUGCCCUCUUCAGCAGUGCAACAAUAAGUGCUGCUGCUCUAAGAAAUUAACUUUGACUUUUAAUGAAAUUUAUACUGUGAAGGUCUGCAGAGGAAACAAAGAGGUGGAGGUGAAAAUUGUGAACACCACAGAGAGCUUUAAAGCUAACACUCCAACAAUUGUCUCAGUGAAAGAAUCCAAUGGAAACGUGGAGGUCAGGUGGAAAACAAACAUGAAAGAAUGGUUAAAUCCUCGGAUUACUGCUGAAGUGACUUUUUAUAAGCAAGGAGACAAGACGAACCAGGUAUCUCCACUUGUCAAACCAGCUAAGGAUGAGGACCUGCAGUACCAUGUAAUAAAUGGUAAAGACCUGGAUUCAGAUACAGUAUACAUGAUCAGCAUGAGAAGCUUCACAGAAUGGAAUAAGGUGUACAGUGACAGCAGCAAGGUGUGGACAUAUAAAACCUGUGAUAACCAUGAUUCCACCGAUUGAAAUAUCUGUCUGUGUUACAGAGGAAGAAAUGUCAAAGAAGCUACUUUUUCCUGAAAUUCUAGUAGCUAAUCAAGAGUCCGGCUGCUCGCAGGAACUGAAAAAUAAAAACAAUUCUSGAUCAAGCGACAUUUUCAAUMAGACCUAUUCUCUGCUUUUACCAAACUGUUCUGGUCAGAGGAAGACGGAUAGUUUGGAAGUGCAAUCGCAGACUGAAAGGUUUUCUGGCUGUGUGUGCUCUCCUAACACGAGCGACAUGGUGAACAAUCCUGACCGACAGGCUCAUCUSCUUCCUGCACAACAAGAUGCUUCAUCUCUCGUGCCAACAGAAAUGCCACAUCAGYGGUGUGACRCAUGUCCUCACAGAGCUUCACACGRUACCUUCGGUCACACCAACACAACCACCUCUGGYGAGCUGAAGACUGGCCCUAAAGGGUUUGAGAUGUGCUGCGAKAAAGCUUUCAAACAUGAAAACCCCUUCUACGGCUGUUUKCCCAAUAAUUCCCCCAGUUUUCUUCCCGAGAGAACUGAUUUCCAGCCAGUUCCAARUAAAGUGGAGCAGCCUGAUGCUCUGCUUUUACAAAAGAUAAAUGCUAGUUUCGAGCAUCUUUUAAAGAAGUAUCCAGAAGAAACGUUCAACAAGAUCCCCCAGCCCAACUUCAGCCCCUUCACUCCAGGUUUCAUUAAUAAUACCCAGAAUGCACAGUGUCAGCCUGGGCUUCUGCUGCCUUUUCUCCCAAUGACAUCUGCUGGCAAGACUAUAGAAGUGAUCAGCGACUAUCACGGUAUUUAGUUCGAUUUGGUUUCUGGAUUUGCUGUGAAAUCAGGAAACUGCGGUCCAGUUUUUUUCACUUCUUAGUAAGUCAAGUCAAAACAUUUGUUUUGAAACAUACUGUGCUUUUACAAAUGCUUCAAGUCCUAUUCAGAUGCUACAGUGUAUUUGCGUCAUGUCAUGUUCAUUUUGUUUUUUACAUUCAUUGAAAAUUGUUUUUUUUUAACUGUAAAUACUGAAAAAAUGUGAAUUUUUGAUCAUUUCAUGUCCAUGUAAGAUUCAAGACCUACCUACAGAUCUUAUACACCGAAUUUUUACUGGAAGAGUGAAAACAGCAUAUUUAUCUAUCAGUUACUUUUGAAAGGAUAAUAGAUCUUUGAGCUGACUUACUGGACGUAACAAACAAGCCACAACAUUCAGCUGUAAGACAGAGCUCUUGCUUUUUUCUGUAAAUGUACUUCCUCAUUGCUGUUCCUAUGAAGUGUUGACACAUUUCCACAGAAUUAUGCAAUGCCCUCACUCAUCAUGUUUUACUUGUCACAACAAAUAAAAUGGCAAACCAGCUUCAGUGACAAGAAUGAACAGAUACAGUAUAUCAUGGUUUUCUAAAGAAGAAUGAAACGGUCAUUAUUAUGUUUUUUUCUUUCAAAGAAAAGUGCAUAUGCCUUUUCUUUUUAUCGUGCAUUAUUCAUACACUAAUACGUAAAAAUGUUUUAUUGUAUCUGCGUAUCGAGUCUUCAAAAGAACAACCAGCUGCAAAAGUACAAAUAAUAUUUAUAAUAGUAAACCCUCUUUUACAUUGUACACAUAUGUAUAUAAUAAAUCAUUUAAUACAUUAAUUCAACCAUUAAUUCGACCGUUUCAUAUUAAACAAUUAAACACAUUUUUAAAAACUUUA